This is a messenger RNA of Durusdinium trenchii, 756 nucleotides long. The record is from the annotation of a GenBank genome assembly. NCBI's taxonomy places the organism in Eukaryota, Dinophyceae, Suessiales, Symbiodiniaceae.
AUGCCCUUGCGGUGCUCUUGCCCUCACUGCGGCCGGAAGAUUGUAGCUGACAUUGCACGCGAGCCCCGGGACCUUCCAUGGGGUGGCUUGACCUUCCCCUGCCUACGAUGCCGACGGCCGGCCCUUCAGGGUGAUUCGCACACUGGAGAGACGCUGCGAGCAAGUCAUCUCUGGCAUGGGCCAUGUCUCCACAGUCCUAGUAGUGACGGCAGCUGUAGUGCCACUCACACCGCCUUUGCCGGCUCUCGCGGUGGCGCCAAGCAUUUGUGUCCUCCGAUCUGGGCAGGACUUGCUCCUGGGCUACGUCCGGAGGGAUUUGUGGCGCUGCCGUGCUGGCGCUUUGGGCCUGGCCACGGCAGGAUGUGGGCUGGCUCUUGGGCAGCUGGAGCAGGCUGCGAGUGCAGAACAGUUGGCUCCAAGUUUCCCCACAGCUUUUCUUCAGAGGGCUCGGAGAGCUUUGAUCUUCUCCAAACGCGCCGUUGCCGCGCGCCGUGGCUUCAGCCGCUGGACCCCACGUGCCAUCGGCACGUGGUGAAUAUUGGCCGGGUCUUGGACGAGGAAAUUCUGGAAGUGGAGGAUGGAUGGCUCCUUCUGCCGGAGAAUGUGGAGGAACUCUUGAGGUAUGAGGUGGAAGAGCUCCUCAUGGAACAUGAUGUGUUUUCCAUUGAGCUCCAGUCUUUACCAGACGCUGCCCGGCUGAGCCCCAUGCUUGCAGCCAUUGGGCAGGGAGCGAAUUGCUCAGCGGUGUCUGGAUAA